CUCGACGCGGUUUCCAUGCUUGCAGUGAUUCGGUGAUGGUAUAAGAAAGAAAGAAAUGCAGAUGCCGGGCACAGCAAGGCAUGACCGUGAGAUGGCAAUCCAGGCCAAAAGAAACCUGACUAAAACCACAGACCCAGUAGAAAGACUUCGCCUGCAGUGUUUAGCAAGGGGGUCUGCAGGCAUUAAAGGACUUGGCAGAGUGUUUCGGAUUAUGGAUGAUGACAACAGCAGGACCCUUGAUUUCAAAGAAUUUGUGAAAGGAUUAAAUGAUUAUGCUAUGAUGAUAGACAAGGAAGAAGCACAAGAGAUUUUCCGGAUAUUUGAUAAAGAUGGCAGUGGAACAAUUGACUUUGACGAGUUUCUUGUUACACUAAGACCUCCCAUGUCGAAUGCCAGAAAAGAGAUAAUCAUGCAGGCAUUUAGGAAGUUAGAUAAAACUGGAGAUGGUAUCAUAACAAUUGAAGACUUACGGGGGGUUUAUAAUGCAAAGCAUCAUCCUAAAUACCAGAAUGGAGACUGGACAGAAGAUCAAGUGUUUAGGGCCUUUCUAGAUAAUUUUGAUUCACCCUAUGACAAGGAUGGGAAGGUUACAAAAGAUGAGUUUUUGAAUUACUACGCUGGAGUUAGUGCCUCUGUGGAUAGUGAUGCCUACUUCAUUUUAAUGAUGAAGAAAUCCUGGAAACUCUGACUUUUGUUUUUGUUUGCCUUGAUCUCUUUGGAAUCGGAGACUAUAAAGAUAUGAAAUACUAUUAACCUCAGCAUGGGUUUGAUUUUUUUCAAGUUCCUGCCUGAGAUACGUUUUCAGAGCCAAGUGGUUUAAUGACACCAGCAAAGUGUUCCAGUGCUGGACACUUGCAUGUGGCUUAACGUGUUCAACAGGUGGCGCAUAAAAGCCAAGAAAUCGCCGGCCUUAGUGAGAUUCAGAGUUGCUGAGUGAGCAGAGGGAUGUGACAGCCUAUAUAAACUAGCAAUUGUGUUUCCACCAUCAUUAGUUGCUUUCUUGUGUGUCUGUACAUUAGAUUUGUUUUGCCAGUGGUCUGAUUUAUAUAGUGCUUAUUUGGGGUGCUUUGUGAUCACAGUAAUAAAGGGACUAUUUGACCCUAAAAUAAUUCUUAACAGUUCAAGUCUCUGUUAGGUUACAUUCCAGCUAAUUUUAAAAGAGAGCUUUAGAAACCCACAACCAAAAUGAUACGUAUCACAAGCCAAGAGCAUAUUCACUAAAGACCUACCCUUAUUCAGCCCAGGAUGGCAAUAUUACUGUAUAAAUACAGACCUUCAAGUCAAUAAACACGUUGGCAAGAAGCCUAGAAGGAGUUAAACUUCUACCCUGUACAAAUACCUUGCCAGCACUGGCAGAUCCCUCAGUGCCAGAAAGGAUGGUUUUGAGGUCAGCUUCUGCCUAUCUAAACCAGCCCUGCUGGCGAAAGGACCUGUCCUGUCCAUUGCACCGAAUGCAGCCCCGUGCUCCUGCUGUGGGGUGGCUGGGCUGCCCCAAGGUGAGCUGAGUUAGCAAAACCGAGAUCCUAUGCCGUUAUCGGUGAGCUCUGAGAGCUGUGAUCUGCAUCACUUUUUGGCCACGGGCUCACUAGCGUCAGCCCGAGGGAGAGGGUGAGGCCUCGCAUCUCCGGGCAGUCGAAUGCACUGGCGUUUCCCCUGUGGGCAGAAGAGCCGUCUCAGAGCUACCUCGGUUGUGUCAAACCACACCAUGAGGAAAUUUGGCCUUUCGUAUCUUGCUGAAAACUGAGGGUGUCUUUGACUCACCAUUUAUUUUAUGACCCAGACUUCACGCCACAUUGCAGCCAUUUAAACUUUUCUUUCCCUUGAGCAGAAAUGGUUCCUGUAUCUGAUCACGCUUAGCCAGCCUUUUGCCACCCUACUGAUAUAGGCAAAAAUGUAUUUUGUCAGCCUUUCUAAAUGAACAUGUGCACGAGAAAGAGAUUUGGUAAACAAACUAAUAAUAUCAGCAGGGGGCAAAUACCACCUUGGGAAGUCAUUAAUAUUUUUCAGCAUCAUUAAAAUUAGGCUGUGACUCAGUAUUACAACUGAGGAAUGACUUUUUAAUUCAUGGAUUAGUAUUUGUAUGCUCUUAGGGGCUGUUUACAUAAGACAAAUGACUUGCAAAUAGAGGAGGACAGGAAUGAACAAGGGAGAAGGACUGGUGUAUCAUUAGCACGAAAACCGCAGCAGGAGUCUGACAGGUACUUACCAACAGAGCAGGCAGCUGCCAAACAGAGGUGUCACAAAUCAGCUACAUGCAAAUCAGGGUAACCAAGCUCUUUUUCAAGCGUAAACUAACGUAUAUAGCUGAGUGCAUAGCACAGGCGGUGAAAAGUGUGAAUUAGGAAGGUUAUACUAAAGAAAAUAAAGUGCAUCUAGUACACGAAAGCUGAGCUAGACCAGGAUGCAGAUACUGAGUCAGACUGAAGUCUGUAAAGUGCAGCGGGGGAAAUUCUAUCUUGUAGGUUAAGGAAACUGCUCAGAUGGUGUGACCAAGUGCAGUGCUAUCAAGACAUAGACAUGGCUGUAUCUUUACAUAGAUAUUAUGCACCGAAAUUUGGUUUUGGCCCAGAAAAGCUUGUUUUGGUGCAUAUUUGGAUGUUUAUUUUUUAAAGGGAAACUGAAAGCUGUUCAUUAAGCAGUUUUGUAUCUAUGUAUGCCCAUCAAAUAUGUUUUGUAUGUAAGAUCAUAUAUGAAGUUCAGGAAUGGUGAAAUUGGGACCACUGAAAUAUCAUUACCUCAGUCCCUGAAAAAUAGUCAGUGACCAAUUUUACAAAAGACGUAGCUCCCAUAGCUCAGGUCAGACUCUCAAAGCAAAAGGAGACAUGCUAGUCUUUACAUACUUCAGAAAAAAAUCUAAUCCCCAGGCAGAAUUAUUUUGGUAGGAACUUAGCACUUGUAAAACUUUAGCCUGACAGGACUUGGCUGAAACCACUGUAAGGACCAGAUUGUUGGCAUUGACCUGGUAGCAGCUGGAUGUGAUUCAGUUAACCGUUUUCGUGACAGUUUCUGAGAGCUAGGCUCGUUUUGGAAUUUUAUUGCUAACCUUUAGCCCGCCUCAUUUUGUCUAUGCUGGUCACUGUUCUCCUGAAAAUACACUCUUCUAGAUAGACUUUAUAAUAUGCUCAGAUGCAUUCGUGGGAGAAAGUAACCCCCAUUAUCUGGCAUGAAUUAGCUUACACCAUUCAUUAAGAAAAGCUACAGUGGAGUGAACAUAUUGAACAAGAAGCUUCUUCGUUUUCUAUUAUUAGUUGCAUAUUUGUCAGCAUUCAGUAGUGUAUUAAUGAAGGACUAUUUCUGAGGACAUAACCUGUAUGUGAAUUUGCUUUAAUGUAUGCAUAUUUAUGCUCUUGCAAGCCUGAGGGCUUAUGGCCUUGGCUGGUUCUCCUGGUGUGGAUUCAUCUCUGCACGUGGAGGCCUGCUCAAUGUUUCCAGCUCACCUGCGCAAGUAUUAGCCAUUUACAGGAAAGAGGCCGCAACUGCAAACCACCACGUUCACUUGCCCAAGUUCCAGAGUUCAGUUAUCACUCGAUUACCUAGGUAAUGAGGGGUAGAUUGGGAAGGGGAGUUAGGACAAACAGUGCAAAACAUAGUAAAUGAGGCUAUAGAGAGGCUUCCGUGGUGAAAAGCAAGGUCAGAGAUCCAGUUUUCUCUGGCAACUGUAUGUGGCCCAGUGCUGCGACUGCUGAGCCCACCCGGCCCCAUGCCAUCUUCCAGCCCCAGGGCCCCCCGCGCUGGCCACAGCGCUGCAGACGCAGGCAGGGAUGGUUUUAUGCUGGCCGACUGUCAGUGAGACAGAAGUGGGAAGAAGUGGAAAUCUAGCUGUGCUUCGGCUCUCAGGGUGGUGGUGAUGAAGGGGGAGAGAGAAAAAUAAUCCAAGACCUGGGCACAGCUUGGGGGUGCUUGUGAAGCCCCUUCUCAGCCAGGGUACAGCAGUUUGACUGCAAUAUGUCACAGCCUUGCCACCCCCCAAAGCAGCCGAACUUGUGUCCUUUGUACAAUCUCCCUGCAGGCACAUCACGGCCUCGUGCCACCUAGCUAAAGCCCACAGCAUUAUCCUAAUUUCAGUGGCAGCAGAGUAAGGCUAUCCUGACACAUAAGCACAAUAAGGCUGAAUCAGAGUGCAAUAAAUAUGUGGUGCAAAUAGCCAGUCCUUUUAAUACGGUAAAAAUGUUAUAAAACCAAGGAUACAUGUUAUCUAAUUAAAUAAGACAUAGGAAAUAGAAUGAAUGUUUAAACCUCAGCAGCUAUGCAAAAAUAUGACUACUACAUAGGAAAAAUAUGGCUAUUUCAGAGUAAUUAAAGUAAAUAAACAUCACGUUUAUAAUAUUCUUCUCGUAUUAUAGAACAACAUACCUUUCUGGACAAACAGAAGGACCAUUACUUACAGGUAUCUUACUGUUUAAAUAGUGCAAAUAGAUGUUUAUGAAGUCCCUUUUAAUCUUGUAAAGUGUAUAUAUGAGUUCCAAAUAAGCAUAGUACAUACUGUACAGGGGUUUUCUGAUGGACUUUCGCUUCUUUCUCUAUUUCCUUCUUAUCUGUCAUUGAGUUACCAGAACAGAGUAUAUUUCCAACACAAUCUGUCUGCAUCUACAAUUGCACUGUGCAAGUCUUCAUAGUACAAGCAUUAUUAGCAGCUAUUUUUAAAUGAAAAUUUUUAAAUGAAAUACAAGCAUUAUAAAGCAUUACAAAGCAAAUGAAUGUCCAGGGCUUUCAUCUUUUCCUGUUGUGUUAAUCAAUGCGCUAUUCUGUGAGAAACAGCAAUAAAAACAAUUCUGCAAAAUAUCACUGGACUACCUCGAGCCAAAUCCUUGAGUCUUUUGCACACAGAGACCAUAAAGUUGGCCCUGGUUGAAUGUUCCCAUAACAUCGAGUAGAGCUGGAGAAGGUAAAGUACCAUCUUGAGAGUGCUGUUUUCCUGCAGCAAUCAAUGACUUCUUAGUGGUUAUUGCCAGUCAGAACAAGUUAGAGCAGCUCCGAGGAUGAGAGGUCUCUUUUUACCCUGUAUGACCCUGGGAAUGUGAAUAUGUUUUGAUAAAGGAGAAUUUAAAGCAGCUAGAGGGACUAAUAGGUCACAGGGAGAUGAACCCCAAUCCCAGAACAUACCAAAGCAGCUUGGAUUUCCCAUGGCCACACUCCUUUUGGUUGUCAUGCAACCCUGUGGCUAUAGCAGCUUUAUCUCCAAGUGUGUGCUUCACAAUGCGUAGCAUCCCAGAAGGACUGUGAAGUGACACAGCCUUCUGUGUGGCAGCAUGUGGGGAAGCCCCAUGGAGCUGGGUACAGAGCCCAGAAAAGGGGGAUGGGAAGGACCUUGACUUCAGCAAGGCUUUUGAUACUGUCUCCCAUCACAUCCUCAUAGGGAAACUCAGGAAGUGUGGGUUAGAUGAGUGGACAGCGAGGUGGAUUGCGACCUGGCUGAAUGGCAGGGUUCAGAGGGUUGUGGUCAGUGGCAUAGAGUCUAGUUGGAGGCCUAUAUCUAGCGGUGUCCCCCAGGGGUCAAGACUG
This is a messenger RNA of Struthio camelus australis, 5502 nucleotides long. NCBI's taxonomy places the organism in Eukaryota, Metazoa, Chordata, Aves, Struthioniformes, Struthionidae. The record is from RefSeq and is a predicted model, not a curated record.